Molecule: messenger RNA, 3004 nt
Organism: Hemibagrus wyckioides
Lineage: Eukaryota; Metazoa; Chordata; Actinopteri; Siluriformes; Bagridae
Gene: coro2ab
Product: coronin 2Ab
Exons: 10
Coding region: 37-1914 (625 amino acids)
Biological process (GO): actin filament organization
Molecular function (GO): actin filament binding
Source: RefSeq, a predicted model, not a curated record
CUGCUUUGUUCUUUAUUAUGUCACUCAUGAUGAUUUAUGUAUGAACACACACACACACACACAGUGUACAGUCUCCUGUUGCAGUGGCUCGUCUCUCAGCUGUGUGAAGGCGUGACUGCAGGCUUCAUGACCAUCUUUAAGAUGUCAUGGCAGCCUCCGUACCACGGCUCAAAGUUCCGUCAUGUUUAUGGAAAACCAGCUUGUAAGGGCCAGAAUUAUGAUGGUCUGCCAAUCACUCGCGGUGUCCACGACAACCACUGCUGCGCCGUCAAUCCAUGCUUCAUCGCAGUGGUCACUGAGUGUGCUGGGGGUGGAGCCUUCACCGUCAUCUCCAUCCGUCACGUGAGCGUGAUUCUUAUUGUACAGAACCACAAUGAGGGACAACAAAGUGAUGUCAUCAACAACGCACCUGUGUGUGUGUGUGUGUGUGUGUUACAGAAAGGUCGUGUGGACCCUCAUCACCCCCGUGUGUGUGGUCACAGCGCUCGGGUUCUGGAUGUUAAGUGGGAUCCAUUUGAUGAUCAGCGUAUAGCUUCCUGUUCUGAAGACUGCACGGUUAAAGUGUGGCAGAUUCCCUGUAAUGGAUUGAAGGGUAAUCUGAUCAAACCACAGAAGGAGUUGUUAGGCCACGUCCGGAGGGUGGGGCUUAUCGAGUGGCAUCCAACCGCAAAAGACAUCUUGUUAAGCUCUGCCUACGAUUAUAGAGUGUGUAUAGACACAGACACACACACAUACACACAGAGACUAUCAUCUUUAUACACAUAUUCUGGUGUGUCUUUAUGCUGUGUGUGUGUGCUGCAGGUGUGUGUGUGGCGUGUGGACCAUGUGGGUGUGGUUGUGGUGAAGACUCCAGUGUGUGUGAUACACACACACACUGACCUGGUGAUGAGUGUGAGCUUUAGUGAGGACGGCAGCAGAAUUGCGACAACAUGCAGAGACAGACGAGUCCGAGUUCUCGAGCCACGCACAGGGCACACACUUCAGGAGUCAUGUAAUGAGUCUCACAAGGCUUUCAAGGUUCUGUUCCUCUCUAACCGGAACCUGCUGCUCACAACUGGAACUUCCAAGUGGAACCAGAGACAGUUCGCCCUGUGGGACCCGGAUGAUUUAUCUGAGCCAUUGUUGGAGGAGGAUGUGGAUGGAGGUUCUGGUGUUCUUUUUCCAUUUUAUGACCCUGACACACACAUACUCUACCUGGCUGGCAAGGGAGAUGGCAAUAUUCGGUACUAUGAAGUGAGUUCGGAGAAACCGUACAUACAUUUCCUGGCAGAAUAUCGGUCUCCACUUCCACACAAGGGCCUGGGUGUGAUGCCGAAGCGAGGUUUAAACACUGUGCAGUGUGAAGUCUUUCGUUUUUAUCGCCUCGUUACAGUAAAAGACCUCGUGGAACCGUUAUCCUUUAUUGUACCAAGAAAGUCUGAGGACUUUCAGGAGGAUAUUUAUCCGAUGACAGCGAGCAACGAGGCGGCCAUGACGGCUCAGGAGUGGCUCAUGGGGCAAAACAAAGGCCCGCUGCUGAUGUGUCUGAGGCCUGAGACCAAAGUGCAGAACCCGUACCCAGCUCCAGAGCAGGACACUGAGCGCCCAGCCUGCAGCUUGGACCUCCUCCAGGAAAACUACAGAGCAGAGAAAUCGGCCAAUGAGAAAGCAGGGUAUGACAUUGUUGACCUAUCAGAGUGGCAGGAGGAUGAGACUCAGUGGAACAGCUGGACAGACAGAUGCUUUGGGGUUCGGUGGUGCGAGUCAGUGGCUUACACGCCACCGGCCGUAGACAAGGAGCUGCUGAAUGUGUUUUAUAAGCAGCAGGAAGAGAUCAGGUCACUGAGGCAGCAGCUAUGUCAGCGAGACAGCAGGAUUCAGCAGCUGGAGCUGGAGAUCAAGAACAUACGCAAUCAGCUGAGAGCCUCAUUCUGAUUAAAACACGCAAAGAGCCAACGGACCGGAGACGGACUCGGUGAACAGAGAACGGUGUGACGAUGUGAGUCAAACUGAACUGAGCAAGAGUACAGAUAAGCAGCAUGCCCAAUCUUAAAAGGUUCCUGUGGUUAAGAUAAUGACGUGUUGCAGUCAAAUUAAUUUGAGCUGGGUUUUUUUUACACAUUUGUAAUAAACUAACAGCUUCAUUUACAAUGUCAGCUUAUAUGAUCGAUGUUGUGUCUAUGAUACAAAACACAGCACACUUUUGACACAGCUGAGAAAAAGUUUAUUUCAUAAAACAUCACUAUAAACAUCAUCAGGUGACAAACAUCCACUCAUUUGUCUGAACAAAAAUACAAAACAAUUUAUCAAAAUUACAGUACAGUGAUUUUCCAACGUCACAAAUCUACUGACUGACACAAGUCUAAUUUUGCAGGACCCUAAAUGAAUAAAUCUGAUCCCAAUGUACAAUAUUGCUUUUAAAGCUUUGUUCAUUCUACAGAAUGGAAAAUCCAGAGUUUGUGCAAAACUGCAGCGCAUUAAUCCAUUCCAUAAAUCCAAACUACGAUGAAUCAUGCGACUGACUGAAGUUCAACAGUAUCUCCAUGUGUGAUGUCACUUGGUUUCUGCUACAUUGUUCUGAUGAACUACUGAGGACUGAGUCCUCUAUGAUAAACCCAUUUUGUUGUUAUUUAAAUAUAUUACAUUUCUCCUGAGAGCAAAUCUGUAAACAGACUCAUUCUGGUCAAACAAACGCAAAUCAUCCUCUUGUCCGUUCUUCAAGUCCUUGGUUGUGAUUAUGAAGUUCAUUUGAAUUCUGUUUAAUUCAUGAUAAUGCUACAGCAUGAAUGUUGUUGGGGUUAAAGUUGAAGAAUAAUUGGAGCUACCUGAUUGACAGGAAGUCAAAAUACACGGACAAAUGUGACAGAGAUUGAGACUUGAGCUUUUUCAUUUAAAAAAAUUUCAAACAAGGUUUUUUGCUGUUUUGUUUUUUUGUUAUUUGAUUUAUAUCAGAGAUGUGAAACAUAAAAUGUGGAUUGAUUUGGAAUUUUGUGUAAAGCAAUAAAAAGGCCUGUAUUUAAUUGUA